AGAGUCAAAACCUUACGUCAUACGCGUGCGAUCAACAAGUCCUCUUAUAACUGAUAAUCUUUGUUGACUUUGCUCUAAACUGAUUUUUGAUAACAAAACUGAAAACAAAACUAUGGACGCAACUAAUUUUAAUAACGACAAACCUGAAGUGGUCGAAAAGUUUGAAUAUAUGGAAGAUGUUAGUCGGGUCAUGUCGGUGACGUCAAGUACUCGAUCGCCACAAACUAAAAAUUAUUUAGCUAAUAAGUGUGGUGGAAUACAAAAACGUGCAUUCGUACCAACAGUGCCAAAACCUUUCAAAUUUUAUACUGAAUCGUGGGCCAAUAACUCUUGUAAUAAAGAAAAUUCCCCAAAAUCACCAUUUAUUCCUUUAGCUCUCAGUGUGCAACAAUUUUUAGACAAUCCAACCAGAUUCGAUGCUAAGUCUGAUAAAGUACGUUCAAAUACCUUAACUGAACCGAAAUCUCCGUACUUGCGCACUAAAUAUAGGUCUAAACCCACUACUAUAUUACCUACAGAAGAGCGUAAAAUAAGGGAAAUGAGAGGUUAUAGAUUCAAGGCUAACCCAUUAGAUCGAAAGAUCCUUGAAAAUAGGAAUUUCGGAAUCCCAAAAGUACAAAAGCCAAAGUUGACUGAACCAUAUUCACCGGCCAUAACGAAACCUAAGCCACCAAGACCGAAGAGUCCUUCACCACCACGUGUCAUUAAAGCUAAUCCCGUACCUGAUUAUAAAGAACCAUAUAGACCGGUGCUUGAACACCGGUUAAUCGAAUUACCAGUGUUUAAUUUACCUGGUGAGGAAAUUUCCAAGAGGAAAUCACAAGAAAUUGAAGAAAGGAUUCGUCAAGAAAAAGAGAGAAUGGAAAAGAUGCGUGAAUUUAAAGCGCAACCACUUCUUACUGGUUCCCCUGAUUGUCUGCCUACACGUCCUUAUCAUCCACCAACUCACCCGAAACCAUUUGCAUUGUUAACUAAUGAUCGUGGAGAAAAAUAUCAAAGAGAAUUUUAUGAGAAAGUGAGAAAAGAGCAGGAAUAUAUUAAGGAAAGUCGAUUCCAUGCACAACCUCUCCCCAAUUUUGAGCCCAAAAUUCCUAGAAAACCUGAAUGUCCUCCACCAACAGAACCAAUUGGUUUUUUCUUUUUUACUGAUACUCGUAUGGAAGAACGUCAUAUUUAUGACGAACACAGAAGAUUCCGAGAGAAGGAAGCUGAGGAACAAAGAAUAGCAAAGAUCAUGGAGGAAGAGGUACGCAGUGCGGAGGAAAUCCAUCGGUUAAGAGCAGAUUUAGUUCAUCACGCUCAACCUAUUCGAUAUUAUACACCGAUAAAUAUACAACCAUCGGAUAAAAAAUCGACAAGACCAAUUUCUCCCAUGAUCGGUGAAAAACGACGUAAAUACAUGCAAAUGUUGGAUAAUUACGAAGGGCGUCCUUAA
This is a messenger RNA of Rhizophagus irregularis DAOM 181602=DAOM 197198, 1435 nucleotides long. RefSeq lists its product as uncharacterized. Gene Ontology annotation, cellular component: microtubule; spindle. Gene Ontology annotation, biological process: activation of protein kinase activity; regulation of mitotic spindle organization. The record is from RefSeq and is a predicted model, not a curated record. Lineage: Eukaryota; Fungi; Glomeromycota; Glomeromycetes; Glomerales; Glomeraceae.